AUGCAAGAAAUGGACACAACCGCAAUGGAAACUCGACAACUUCAUUCAAUUCAACAAGAAGCGAUGAAGAAAAUUGCUGAAUUUUCAGGAGAAGCUAAUGAAAUCGAUAUUGAUGAAUGGUUAUUCGAUUUAAAUAAUUUAUUUUCAUUAAUGAAAUUAAAAGAUGAAACAAGAAUUCUUGAAACAAUGGGCAAAUUAACAGGACCAGCACUACGAUGGUAUCAAGAUAAUUUACAAUUAUUUACCAAUUGGAGUGAUGCUGAAAAAGCAUUACGAGAUCGAUUUAAAGAAUUUACAUCGGACACAUUUUUUGAACAUGCAUUACCAACAGAAAUAAUUCAACCAACAUCAACAACUGUUCAUUCAUCGAAUCGACAACAAUUGAUGCCUCAUCAUUAUUAUAAAAAACAACAAUCAACAACAGCAAAUAAUCGAACACAUACAACACAAAAUGGUCAUUUAAUUUCCCAACACUAUCGAAAAGAUUAUUCAGGUAACAAAACACAACAAUUAAAUGCAUGUUUAAUUUGUAAUAGGAACAAUCAUACAACAACAAAGUGUUUUUAUAAGAAGGGAUCGGAUGAUGGCGACGAUCCCUGUGGAGACAAAAAGUCAUCAACCUCAACAACAUUCAAUCCUAUCUUCGUCCAAAUUUUAUGCAACAACACUCCACCAAAAGCACUAAUUGAUACCAGAUCGGCCAUCACUAUUAUACAUCAACAUCUAUUAAAUGAUAUACCACAUGAAAAAUUAAUACCAAAAACAAUAAAUCAUUUAUCUGCAAAUUGCUCUACAUUAAAUAUUAUUGGUGAAAUACCUUUAGAAAUAAAUGUCAAUGGAAUAAAAACAAAAAUUAUUGCUGAUGUUACAACAAAUCUCGUUACAAAUUUAAUAUUAGGUAGUGAUUGGAUUCAAUCAAACAACGUUUAUAUUCUUACACCUGAACAACGAAUUAUGAUAGGAAGUCGAGGUAAAGAAGUAUCAACUCCUUUUGUAAAACCACCUCUUCUCGGGGUGUGGGUGUGGGUGUCGGUGUGGGUGAUGUGGGUGUGGGUGUGGGUGGUGUGGGUGUGAGUGGGUGUGGGUGUGGGUGUGGGUGUGGGUGUGGGUCGG
Rotaria sp. Silwood1 is the source of this 1113-nucleotide messenger RNA. The record is from the annotation of a GenBank genome assembly. Lineage: Eukaryota; Metazoa; Rotifera; Eurotatoria; Philodinida; Philodinidae.